Molecule: messenger RNA, 1044 nt
Organism: Penicillium paradoxum
Lineage: Eukaryota; Fungi; Ascomycota; Eurotiomycetes; Eurotiales; Aspergillaceae
Product: 2-hydroxyacid dehydrogenase
Exons: 1
Coding region: 1-1044 (347 amino acids)
Molecular function (GO): D-lactate dehydrogenase (NAD+) activity; NAD binding
Source: RefSeq, a predicted model, not a curated record
AUGAAGCUGGCGGUUUUUAGCGCGAAAUCCUACGAUCGCACCUAUUUGGAUCAGGUACUGGAGCGGAAGUUUCCACAGCUAUGCACCAUCGACUACCAUGCCUUUGCGCUGUCCGAGGAAACCGUGUCACUAGCCCAGAAUUGUGAUGCCGUAUGCGUCUUCGUCAAUGACACCCUGGACGAGCGCGUGCUGAGGGCUCUCCAUACUUACGGGAUUCGCGCCAUCCUCCUCCGCUGUGCGGGAUUCAACCAUGUCCAUCUGGCAACGGCCGAAGAGCUGGGCCUCUUUGUGGCGAAUGUCCCCGCAUACUCCCCCGAGGCCGUGGCGGAGUUCGCUGUCGCCCUGAUACAAACCCUGAACCGCAAGACCCACCGCGCAUAUAAUCGUGUACGGGAGGGCAAUUUCAACAUCGAGGGUCUCUUGGGGAAUACUCUGCAUGGCAAGACCGUAGGCAUUGUCGGCGUGGGCCGUAUCGGCCUGGCAGCCGCGCGCAUCUUCCAUGGCUUCGGAUGCCGACUACUUGCGCACGACCCAUUUGCCGGCGAGGAGAUUCGUCAGUAUGGGACGCUCGUCGACCUGGAUACCUUGCUGCAGGAGAGCCAUAUUGUUAGUCUGCACUGCCCUCUCACGGAGAGCACGAAGCAUCUUAUCAAUGAGGAGACGCUAGCGCGCAUUCGACCGGGCUCAAUGCUGGUCAAUACCUCACGCGGUGGACUCAUCGACAGUACGGCGGUCAUCCAAGCGCUGAAGACAAAACAACUGGGGGGACUGGCGUUGGAUGUCUAUGAAGCUGAAGGCGAGCUUUUCUAUAACGAUCACUCGGGCGAGAUCAUUGAGGACGAUGUCCUGAUGCGCCUAAUGUCUUUCCAUAAUGUCUUGAUCUGUGGUCACCAGGGUUUCUUUACCCGCGAGGCACUUGAGGAAAUUGCCGAGGUCACCCUCGGGAAUUUAUCUGACUUGGUGUCGGCACGUCCAUGCAAGAACUCCCUGGUCACGGAGGGACAUCAACUUGCCCGCCGUGACACGGAGCCAGUGAGGCUUUAA